AUGAAGUUUCAAGUUGGACUGAUCCUCUUGACAUCCCUCGCGGCUGUCGGCUCUGCCAAGGAGUUCUUCAACCGCGAGAUUUACAAAGACAAGACAGGUCUUCUUGGGCGCCGUAUUCAUCACACUUACGAGGCGCCGGAGGACAGAGACGAGGAUAGACGCCGUGGCCUCAAGGGCGGUUCGCCACCGGUUCAUGUGAUUGGCGUGGAAAUAUCAGAACUGGACUACAAGACAGGAAAAGACAAAGUUGUCGUUGUCAAUGGACUUGGCAAAAUGAUCCAUGGUCGGUGUUCCCAAUGCAUGACGCAGGUAUUCCAAAAGCCACAGGGAGAGAAUUACGUAGCGCUAUUCCCACCCACCUUUCGGAUUGGUGGCGACGAUUCGUUGGAGCAGAAACUUCCUGACUACUAUCUUCCUCGAAUGCACACCAACUACGAAAACCGAGCGAGAGACGCAACUGACUCGCUACCAAAAUUCAAGACGUUUCCUCCUGACAAUGAAGUGAACGCGGAUGGCAGCUUGAAGAAUGUAGAAUGA
Messenger RNA from Seminavis robusta, 537 nucleotides. NCBI's taxonomy places the organism in Eukaryota, Bacillariophyta, Bacillariophyceae, Naviculales, Naviculaceae. The record is from the annotation of a GenBank genome assembly.